Messenger RNA from Zingiber officinale, 685 nucleotides. Its product is annotated as photosystem II core complex proteins psbY, chloroplastic-like. Gene Ontology annotation, biological process: photosynthesis; cell redox homeostasis. The transcript has a single exon. The record is from RefSeq and is a predicted model, not a curated record. Gene Ontology annotation, molecular function: manganese ion binding. The coding region runs from base 78 to 629 and encodes 183 amino acids. Gene Ontology annotation, cellular component: chloroplast thylakoid; membrane; photosystem II. NCBI's taxonomy places the organism in Eukaryota, Viridiplantae, Streptophyta, Magnoliopsida, Zingiberales, Zingiberaceae.
UAAACUCUCACUUGCUUCAAACUGCCCACGCGACUAACGAAGAAGAGGAGGAAGAGGAGGAGUUGGCUCUGUUUCUCAUGGCCGCCACCAUUGCCACCAUGUCCCUUGUCAAGCCCCAAACCAUGGCCACCGCCUCCCGCAUCAAGCCUACCAUCCGCAGCAAGCCCGUCUCCAUCCCACUCCCCACCAUAACCGCACCACCGACGGCUUCCAUCAUCGCCGGCGCCGUCUUCUCCUCCCUGAGCCUCUCCGACGCCGCCUUCGCCGCCCAACGGCUGGCCGAUCUGGCGGAGAGCAGCGACAACCGGGGCCUCGCGCUGCUGCUCCCCAUCGUGCCCGCCCUCGCCUGGGUGCUCUACAACAUCCUACCGCCGGCGCUCAACCAGCUCAACCGGAUGAGGAGCGAUAAGGGGGUGGUCGUCGGGCUCGGUAUCAGCGCUGCCGCCGCGGGGAUGAUGGCGGCGCCGCUCAGCGCCUCGGCGGGUGAGGUGGCGAUGAUGGCCGAUGCGGCGGCCGGAGAUAACAGAGGGCUGCUGCUGCUGUUUGUGGUGGCACCCGCGAUUGCGUGGGUCUUGUAUAACAUCUUGCAGCCGGCGUUGAACCAGCUCAAUCGGAUGCGAUCUGAGUAAUCUGUCAGCUUAUAUUUGCAAUUGUAGGUUUAAUAAUUAAAACGUGUGUUUGUUCA